Laetiporus sulphureus 93-53 is the source of this 2184-nucleotide messenger RNA. RefSeq lists its product as uncharacterized. Gene Ontology annotation, biological process: cell differentiation; regulation of transcription by RNA polymerase II. The record is from RefSeq and is a predicted model, not a curated record. Gene Ontology annotation, molecular function: DNA-binding transcription factor activity, RNA polymerase II-specific; RNA polymerase II cis-regulatory region sequence-specific DNA binding. The transcript is spliced from 2 exons. Lineage: Eukaryota; Fungi; Basidiomycota; Agaricomycetes; Polyporales; Laetiporaceae. Bases 310 to 2031 code for a protein of 573 amino acids.
ACGCCCACCCGCGCACACACCACUGCUCGCUCUCCAAGCAGCCCAUGCAAUUGCUCCCGCCGAGCCAAUCUGCAUCCCUCCAGACGCCCUGCUCCCAGCUGAUUUCUCGGCUCGUCGCUGUCCGGGUGUGAUAUCUAGCGUCUCUGCCAGCCAAGCGUGUCCUUCCCUCCCGCUAAUCGCCGCCUCAGGGACGCACCACGCAGACGAGCCCUGCCUAUUCAACACCUCUAUUGCUCCCGAAAGCACACAUCAUUCGCCCGAUCGCGUAGCCUGUGGCUCCUCCAUCGCGUCUCGCCUUCCUGCAUAUAAAUGGAUCGCUCGAACCUCCCCGGCGGCAUACUGCACUCGCUCCCUCCAGCGCACCGCCUUCCUUCAGCUCAACCUGCGCUCUACUCGCUCGACGCGUAUCCCGCGCAGAGACACCUCCCAUCCCAGCCCCGGCAGCUUGCGCAACCGCCCACGCCGUCGCAGGUCUACUCUUAUCCCUCCUCGCUCACCGAUCUCCCAUAUCAUCCCGCACCGCCUCCUCACCAUCGCUCCCACACCGCCCCCGCUGCACCAUACUUCCCCCAGGAUUCCUACGCCAACCGCGCGACGCACCUCACACCCGCGACGACGUGCGUGCCCUCGCUCAUCCCCCCGGGCAUGGACCCCGCGCGCGUCGACAUGCGCACCUUCUAUCCCUACACGCCGAAUGAGGUCAAGCACCGCAAGCGCACCACGCGCGCGCAGCUCAAGGUGCUCGAGGAGGCUUAUAGCAAGGAGACGAAGCCGAACGCAAGCCUUAGGAAGGAGCUUGCGGAGAAGCUGAAUAUGACCCCCCGGAACGUCCAGGUUUGGUUCCAAAAUCGCCGCGCAAAGACGAAGAAUCAGAACAAGAAGCGGUUUGCAGAGAAUCAGCGCUCAACAUCCUCGUCCACUUCCACACGCAGAAACUCUCUCAGCCCGCCACCCUCACCCAUCAUGCCCUCGCCAACAUACGAAGAGCUUGAUCUUCCGCCUCAGAGAGACGCACAGGGGACUAUGCGUCACGAGCGGGACCGCUCUGGCUCGGGCUCGUCAUCAGGCGGGUCGACAGGCUCAGCAGACACGGCGAUGCCCGGUCUCGACGCGGAACCCGAUAGACGAUUGAACAGCGUCACCAGCUCAAGCUCGGAUGCGACCACGAGGAGCCGCUCGGCGCCUACCAACGAAACUGAGAUGCCAUCUGCGUAUCCCGCUGAUUCCCUGUCCCCGCAGCUGCAGUACCCUCUCACUCCCCCUAGGCAUGCCGGCAUUCGCCAUCUCCAGCAUCUCCAGCAAAAUCUUAUGCAGCGCCACGUGUCUAUGCAAUCUCGCUAUGGCCUCGGCGGCGCGCUGGACGAGACUGUCCGCUCCGCAUAUGACCUUCGUCGCCAAUCUAUGCCCAACCUCUUGAUUGCAUCGUCCUAUUCGAAUCUCUCACCGGUUGCAGCACACCACGCGCACGACGUCGGCUCUGGCGCAGGGUACGACCCGCUGCGGCGCGCGUCGAUUGCGAUCCCACAGGACACGCACGCGCUUCGGCUGAGCAGGCACCCGCUCGCGCACGUCGCCGCGCUGGUGAACGAGCACGGGGCUCACACUGCGUAUGAUGCUCCAGCGCAGGCGGGCAGCAUGGCGGCGCCGAGUGCGAGGCACGUGAUGGGCGCAUAUGCGGUACCGACGCGGACGGUGGGCCCGCCGAUCGAUGGACCGCUGCCCACACCCGACUACCACUUUGGUGAGCCUGUUGCGCAGUACGAGCCUGCGCCCCAGUCGCAGUACGAGUAUGAGAGCGGCGCGAACUACGGCGCGGUCCCGAAUGCGAACAUGGACGGGCACCGGGGCUCGUUCUCGAGCGAUGACAGCGCGUAUGAGAGUUACUCGGCGGGUUAUGGGUCGAGGUUUAGUAGUUUUGCCAGCGUUUCGGGGAGCGAGACGAGCUGGACGAGUUAUUAUGGUAGUGAGGAGGGCGGGUCUGCUGGAAAGGAGAGUGAGGCGGACCUGGAGAACAGAAGGGGAAGCUGGUGAGUGUCGUCCUUUGGAAUGUUCUGCUGCCUUGGGCCCUGGGCUGGUGCGAUCCGUCCAUUUGACGUCUUGUGAUGAUCGUGUGGGGUUAAGGAGGGCUUUGACAGCGCAUAUAUGCGCGCUUGUUGUGCGUGGGUUGACAUGCUGAUGAUACUG